This is a messenger RNA of Chenopodium quinoa (quinoa), 1091 nucleotides long. RefSeq names its product peroxidase 4-like. The record is from RefSeq and is a predicted model, not a curated record. Gene Ontology annotation, molecular function: heme binding; peroxidase activity. The transcript has 3 exons. Gene Ontology annotation, biological process: response to oxidative stress; hydrogen peroxide catabolic process. Bases 35 to 1003 code for a protein of 322 amino acids. Lineage: Eukaryota; Viridiplantae; Streptophyta; Magnoliopsida; Caryophyllales; Amaranthaceae.
UUGCCAUAAUUAGCAAGCUAGAAGCAAGUUAAUUAUGGCUUCCAAAUUGAUAUGUUUUUUGGUAAUCUUUUCUCUAACAUCACUUUUUAUGGGUGCUUCUAAUGCUUGGCUUAUGCAGCCAGACUUUUAUGCCUCUAGUUGCCCUAAUGUUGAACAAAUUGUGUACAAUACUAUGAAGCAAGCCGUUAGUAAGGAACCACGUAUGGGUGCAUCUAUUCUUCGCUUGUUCUUCCAUGAUUGCUUUGUCAACGGUUGUGAUGCAUCUGUACUCCUAGAUGAUACACCAACAUUUACAGGGGAGAAAACUGCUAAAGCAAAUGCAAACAACUCAAUAAGGGGUUUUGAAGUGAUUGAUGCAAUCAAGUGUAAUCUUGAAGCUGCUUGCCCCCAAACUGUAUCGUGUGCAGACAUUCUAGCUCUUGCAUCACGAGACGGAGUUAGAUUGUUAGGAGGGCCCACAUGGAAAGUACCACUAGGUAGAAGAGAUGCAAGAACAGCAAGCCUAAGCUUGGCAAACCAAAACCUUCCACCCCCACGUUCAAGCCUUGCUAACCUCACUUCCCUCUUUGCAAGACAAAACUUAAACAUCAACGAAAUGACCGCCCUCUCCGGCGGCCACACCAUCGGCCUCGCUCGUUGCAUCAACUUCCGACCCCACAUUUACAACGACACCGACAUAGAUCCCACCUUUGCAGCCACUCGCCAAGCCAACUGCCCUAAACAAGCUGGGAAUGGAGACUUCAACUUAGCCCCUCUUGAUCGUCAAACACCAAACAAAUUCGACAACGAUUAUUUUCAAAACCUUGUUCAAAAACGCGGUCUAUUACAUUCGGAUCAAGAGCUUUACAAUGGUGGUUCUCAAGAUUCCUUGGUGAAGAAGUAUAGUACUAAUCAAGCUGUUUUCUUUCAAGAUUUUGUUGCAGCGAUGAUCAAGAUGGGGAACAUUAAGCUUCUUACUGGUACUAAAGGAGAGAUUAGAAAGAACUGUCGCGUUAUCAAUUAGAUUAUUGUUAAUAUCAUCAGUUUAUUUCAUAAUUCUGGUUUUAAUUACACUUGUACGUACUAUAUAUAAAUGGAAAUUUUGUGAAAAA